GGAUCAGAGAAAUGAACGUCUCAGUUUCACUUCAAUGGGAAUGUAUUUGUCACCUUUAGUGCAAACCUUCAAGGAUUAAAUGAGCAAUGAAUCAUAAAAGCAGCACAAAUAGUCACUUAAAGGGCUGUUGAGAAAAAAAAACACCCAGAAUCCAUUCAAAUGUUGCAUAGAGACACCUAUGACAAUCAUUUAAAGUGAUGAUUUAUGGACAAUAUAGUCAUGAAGCCACCUCCAUUGGUUCUACAUGGUAGAAGAGGAGGGGGCGUGUGUUUUAACAAUCCCUGCUCAGUUAACAACACCAACCUCACACACAAUGCCACAGAGGCUCCACGACAACACACGUCACACAAUAGGGUUCACCCUGCUAUAAAAUGUGGGAUGCGAGCAUGCAGCAGUCUUACCCCAUCCCUCCCUCCCUCAUACUCCCUCUCGCCUUUACUCUCUUCUUCCCUCUUGCCCAUCAGGAUCUCUCAGCGAGCAUGAGAAGACACAACUGAGAGGACAUUUACGCCGGACUCCUGGAUACUGAUGACCUGCGGAGGACAACUCUGCAACUGAGAUUUCUGCACAUUUCUACACACAUACAGCUCUACUCCGCACCAUGACCAGGAAGGUGUUCACCAACACGAGGGAGCGCUGGCGCCAGCACAACGUCAACACCGCCUUCGCAGAGCUCCGCAAGCUCAUCCCCACCCAUCCUCCGGAGAAGAAGCUGAGCAAAAAUGAGAUCCUGCGUCUGGCCAUGCGCUACAUCAACUUCCUGGUGCAGCUGCUGGAGAGCCAGAGCGGUCAGCCAGCCAGCCACUCCCCCACCGCUCUGCUCACCUUUCUCAGAGGAAACAUGGAGCAGCUGCACUCCCCUCCACAUCCCUGGGCCAUGACCAGUGACACUGAAGUCCCUUCACCUGGAUCCAGCUGCGACAGCUCCGAGGCCUGGUAGAAACCACAAAAAAAAGAAACCCUUGAGUGGACCUUCGGACACUUUCCUGGGUUUAAGAAACUGAUAUUGUCCUUCCUCAAGACUCAUUUUUGUCUCUGCAUUUCAUGCAGAAGAUGCAAUAUUGUGUGAUAUUUGUGGACUCCAACCGUGGCUAAAAAAUGUGCUCACAGCCUCCAUGCUGAUCGGUGUUCAAAUAUGCUUUGCGGGUUAAAAUUAAUUUGUAUUCUGCAUGGAUUUGUAAACCCUGGAUGUACAAUAUACCCUUCAUGUCUUCAUGUUAAUAUUCCUUGUUGCCGGUCCACCUGGAACUAAUUUAGUUUGCAAUGACAGGGUGUUUUGCAGUUGAGGAAAAUGGAGGGGAUUAAGGAAUUUCUCAUUUCAAGCAAUAGAUUCAGCAUUUGAAUAGAUAAAGGCUCAGCCAAUUCUCCAGCCUGCAAUCGUCUCAAAAUAGCCAAGGGCACUUUUUUUCUUUUUCUUUUUUAAAUCGACAUGCUGUUUUUUUCUUGAGAAGACUAAAUCAGACCUUAAUUUUUAUUUACAUAGGUUAUGUGACUUCAGAAGAAAUCGUUCUGUGAAAGACUUUUGCUGUUUCUCACCCUUUUACACAACAAUGUUCAGUAUUAGUUGAUUACAAAUUUGUGAUACUUAGGAUUGGGCUGAGGAAUUUCAGCGAAACUGUCAAUCCUCUUUCAUGCUUGACCACACAAUAUCUUCUCAUUUCAAUGUGUUUUCAUUUGAGUUUUUGUAAAAUACGCAUGUCAUAUAGCCAAAGAUUAUGAAUUGAUUGUCUACCGUGAAGAGUGUGCUACUUAUCUUCUGAUACCUCUUUUGUAAGUUAUUUUGGUGUGCUUGUGAAUAUACAGUAUGUUAUUUAUUUCAACUAUUUAUUUAUUUAAUGACUUGUUAAUAAAAAUACUUUCAUGGA
This is a messenger RNA of Etheostoma spectabile (orangethroat darter), 1865 nucleotides long. It is a transcript of the gene tal2, whose product is annotated as T-cell acute lymphocytic leukemia 2. Gene Ontology annotation, molecular function: DNA-binding transcription factor activity, RNA polymerase II-specific; protein dimerization activity; RNA polymerase II cis-regulatory region sequence-specific DNA binding. The record is from RefSeq and is a predicted model, not a curated record. The transcript is spliced from 2 exons. The coding region runs from base 602 to 940 and encodes 112 amino acids. Lineage: Eukaryota; Metazoa; Chordata; Actinopteri; Perciformes; Percidae. Gene Ontology annotation, biological process: regulation of transcription by RNA polymerase II.